AAUAUCAGUGUCGAUAAAGGCUUACUGUAUUUCAAUAGCUUUGAAUGAAGUUCCUAUUCAUAUUGAUAUGUAUUUAAUAUUAAGCAGAACUUUACUAGACAAGAACAUGAGUAGAUUAUAGCGAUUUGGUGAUUUGAGUUGAUCAGAACAAGUCAAUACAUGUAACUUAAUCUCAUCGCAACAAGUUCUAUAGUGAAGCUUCAUAAAGAACAUCUGAAGAUGAAUGCGUAAUGCAUUUGAAAUUACUUUUACAAUGGAGUUCUGAAGUAAUAACAUCAAUACAAAAUAGAGAAGCCGUUUACAUACACAUGGGUGCACUAUUCAGUACAAAAAUAAAUGCAAAAGAUAGAUAUUUGUUAUGAAACAAACAACACGCUGGGAUUUGUGAGUCAAUGUCCAAAAAAUGACUCUCUUUUUCAAGAAAGAUCCAGGAGAAAAAACUGUAAAACCUUACCACAAUGCACAGGAGAACCACUGGUUUAUCAUUGUGUUAGAUUCAGAGAGGAACUUGUUGAAGUAUGCGCUCCAAGAGGUCUUAUAACAGGAUUUUGUUGUGCGCUGUUUGACGAAGGAGUAGGUAGAGUGGUUGAGGAUUACUUCAAUCCCUGUUCGGAUUGCCCUUUUGUGUAUCAAUCAGAUGAUGUUUCAAAAUAUUCAAAAUGUGUAGGAAAGAAAAAAGACACAUCGACACCCGGACGUUAUAAAAAGUACACAGCUAUUGCUGACAAAAAUAAUUCUUUUGAGACGUCAAAAGUGUUGAUCAGUCAACGAUCAAGCUUUGCUACGGUAAAUCAUCCUGUCAUGUUAAAUGAAACUCCUGCUACCAAAUCAUUUACCGUAAUGGAAGGAAAAGACAUACAACAAAAAGGGAAACUUAGAGAAGGUCAUUUUGUCAGUAUUUCGUUUGCAACACUUGUUUUACUGGUUUUCAUCAUCUGGCUCUCAGUCCGAUAUCAGAAACAUGUUACGCAAUGUUCCUCAUCAUCCACAGAAGAUUGGAUUUAAUGUGACUAUUAUCUGAACUGUAUUUGACACUUUUUUAGAGUUCUUAACAACACAAUAACAGCAGCAUUACAAUUUUACCGAUGAAAAAAACGAAGUCUUCAAUAUAACAGAAGCAAUUUGCUAUGGUUGCUUUAAAUUAACAUAGGUUUUAUUCAAAACGUUUGUCGAUCAAACAUAUGUAUCAUAUCAAAUACAAUUUUUAAGGUGCUUGUUUUUUACGCUUUACGUCAUGUAAAAUAUUCACCAAUGCUGUCUUUUGCCUUUUACACAUUACUUGUUCUAUGAACGCGCACAAAGAACGCUUGAUUUCAUAUUUAAUAGUUAAUGCUCAAUUUUAGUAUUCUAACGUUACUUUUUAUAUCAUCUCACAUUAUAUUUUGAGAAAAAUACUAUUGUUUUACAAAAUAAAUAAAUGUAUGCCGGGUGUU
This is a messenger RNA of Magallana angulata, 1433 nucleotides long. RefSeq lists its product as uncharacterized. The record is from RefSeq and is a predicted model, not a curated record. The coding region runs from base 337 to 1005 and encodes 222 amino acids. NCBI's taxonomy places the organism in Eukaryota, Metazoa, Mollusca, Bivalvia, Ostreida, Ostreidae. The transcript has 8 exons.